AUGGAAAUUGCAAAGAAUUCACUAGCAAUUGCUUUUCUAAUUGCCUUAGCUGUAACAAUCCCUCUAUCCCUUGCUCAAAACACCCCACAAGACUACCUGGAUGCUCACAACAAUGCUCGUGCACAGGUAGGUGUUGGAAAUAUGAGAUGGGACAAUAACGUAGCAGCUUAUGCAAGAAACUAUGUGAAUCGGCUCAGGGGUGAUUGCAAACUUGUGCAUUCUGGUGGGCCUUAUGGUGAGAACCUUGCAGGGAGUAGUGCUGACCUCACAGGCAGAGCUGCCGUGAAAAUGUGGGUUGACGAGAAGCCAAAGUACAAUUACAACUCCAAUUCUUGCGUUGGUGGAGAAUGCAGGCAUUAUACUCAGGUGGUUUGGCGCAGCUCAGUUCGUUUAGGUUGUGCAAAAGCAAGGUGCAAUAAUGGGGGCACAGUCAUCAGUUGCAACUAUGAUCCCCGUGGCAACUAUGUUAACCAGCGUCCUUACUAG
Molecule: messenger RNA, 486 nt
Organism: Dovyalis caffra
Lineage: Eukaryota; Viridiplantae; Streptophyta; Magnoliopsida; Malpighiales; Salicaceae
Source: the annotation of a GenBank genome assembly